AUGGACGCAGACCUCGACGAGGCCAAGGGCGCCAACGCCAAGGGCGACGAUGUCCGGCUGGGCGAUUCGAGCGGCGCCACGGCGCGGAGGCAAAUGUCUGUCGGAUGGUUGAGUGAUCUGCUUACGACCUUCGCCGCCUUUACCAUGUUUUUAGGUCCUGGACUUACCGCGGCUUUUUAUAUCGUCACGGUCGGGUACUACGAGAACAAGUUUAAGACGAAGCUCUUUUUCAUCGUCAUGCUGCUCGCCACGUACGGGCCUUUCCCGGUGGUCGCGGCGUUCCAGGCCGCCUUCGACGCCCAUUUCGACAGGGUGUUCACCACGCAGGUGACCUACGCCACCCGGAUUUUCAGCGGCUUGAUGUGCAUUCAAUUUUUGGUGGUAGUGUGGAUGUUCGUGCCCGCGACGGAAGGUGCGGUGGUCUGCAUUGGCUUCGCUCUAGGAGCGAGUUGCUGCGUGGUCCAGGCCUCGGGGCACCAGAUGAUAUCCGCCAUCGACCCCACGAAACUCGUCUUUUCGGAGCUGGGAGGUCAGAUUGGCUCGGUGGUCCCCAUCGUGAUGAUCUCGCUCCUCGACUUCAAGCCGAGCGCGACCCCGCCAGAGUUCCGGCGGUUCAUCGCGACGCCUGUCUUUGUCAGCUUCUUUGCCAUGGUCGUGCUGAUGGUGCUGCACUUGAGAGGCUUCUUUCACAAGGCCUACCUCGGACUGGCGCGCGACCUCGACGAGGACGACCUGCCAGAGGCCGCCGAGGAGGCAGAGCGCGUGCGGCAGACCUCGCACCAGGCGGCGGUGACGAGGCUCCUCGACGAGCCCAUCGAGUUCAGCCACAGGGCCUUGUCGAGGCAGGCCACGCCGGAGGCGGAGCCCUCGUCGCCGGUGGUGCGCACCUUCUCCACCACGCGGCGCUCCGUGCCUGGCUGGGUGUACAGGUGGCAGGCCUGGAAGGGCUUCACGACGCUGCUCAUGGCCAUGGUGUCCCUGGCCGGCUUCUACGGGGACCCCGCGUACACGCAGUUUCUAGCGUCGAUCAAGCUGGCGUCGGACUUUGUGGGUAGGGCGUCCUCCCUGCCACUGGUCAGGUCGUCGUACUUCGCCUCUGGGCCGUGGCAUCGGUUCCUCGCGGCGACGGUGGUGGCUCGGGUGCUCAUGGUCGCCGUCAUGGUCGCCCAGCUCGGGGCCGACGUCGUGCCGAAGCCAGUCUUCAUCGCCUUGUGGUGCAGCUUCAGCAUGCUCGACCGCAUGGUGGCGACGUUCGCCGACGUGACCUGCGGCGCGUUCGUGGAGGUGAGGGACCGCAGGUUCGUGUCCCGGCUGACCUUCCUCUUCGGGUUCGGGGGCUUGAUCCUGGGCCUCUGCGUCUCCGCCCUCGUCGCGGUGCCGAUGGAGCGCCACAUGGACAAGAUGGGCAAGGUGCUGCUGGACAUGGGCAGCCCGCCGGCGGGCUCCGACCUGAGCCUGCCGUCGGUGAGGCCCGCCUUCCGGGCCGCCGCGAGGCUGCACGCGUCCCUGCAGCCGCGGUGA
Prorocentrum cordatum is the source of this 1521-nucleotide messenger RNA. Lineage: Eukaryota; Dinophyceae; Prorocentrales; Prorocentraceae. The record is from the annotation of a GenBank genome assembly.